UUAGCAAGGAUUAGCCACUGUCACCCGGCCCUCGCUCUGUUCCAACAUCACUUUUACUAGUGUCCUUUGGCUAUGGAAUUUGAAGAAAUUUGUUGCAGAGGGACCGGACGGUUACUUUUUGCGUUUAAACCCAGGAGUGGAUGGUGGAAAAGUUGAUCUUACGCAGUUUGCUGAAAUUAUCUAAGAGCUGCCGUCCGUGAUGGAGGACGACUUGGUUUGCGAAUAUGAUUCGACCUGGGAUACUGAAAGCGAUGGAGAUGACUUGGGAGAAAAUACAGCGCGGCGGUCAAGCCAGGACAAAACCAAAAAACCCAAAACGGGCUUUUGGUCCAAUUCCUCCUCUAGAAAUGUAAGAGCUGCUAAAGAUAUGCAAAACUACCGACAUGAGUACCCAAACAUCAAUGAUGAAGAAUGCCCAGAAGAUAGGAUGACCAAUCUGAAAUUCUAUCUCAAUGAAAUACCAUCGUCCCCUGAUGAUGUGUCAAUAGAAAUGUUUCAUAAAGAAUGGAGGACAGACUACAAGAGACUGGAGAGGGUACACUCCUAUAUCCAGUGGCUUUUUCCACUGCGUGAACCAGGGGUUAAUUACAUGGCGUCUGAACUCACAAAGAAGGAAAUCCAGGCAUUCAGAGAGAGUGAUGAAGCCAAGGGCAGGCUGGUGGAGUCAUACGAGCUGAUGUUGGGCUUUUAUGGCAUCCAGCUCAUCAACCAGGAAACUGGAGAGGUCAAACGCGCUGACAACUGGAGGGAGAGAUUCGCCAACCUCGAGCGGAACAUGCACAACAACCUGCGCAUCACGCGGAUCCUCAAGAGCCUGGGCGAGCUGGGCUUCGAGCACUACCAGGCGCCGCUGGUGCGCUUCUUCCUGGAGGAGACGCUGGUGAAGAAGAACCUGAGCAGCGUCAAACGCAGCGUGCUCGACUACUUCCUGUUUGCCGUGCGCGACAAGCGGGAGCGCCGCAAGCUUCUCCGCUUCGCCUACCAGCACUACGAGCCCAAGGACAAGUUCGUGUGGUGCCCCCGCAGGAUCCAGAAGCGCUUCAAGAAGAAAUCGGAGAAGAGGCAGGAGCCAUCGAGCGUUAUGGGCAAUGGGGACGGCCUGACGUCUGCAGAGGAAGGGCGCUCGAAAGGCAAGGCGAAGGACGGCGACUCGGCUAGCAGCGGUCCCAAGGAGAGCAAGCAGAUGGAGGAGGCGGCGGCAGACACGCAGAGCCAGAUGGAGGAAGACAGCACCAUGAACGUGGACCCGGAGCGACCUUCAGAAGUGUCCCCUGGGGAGUCUGCUGCCGUCGACGCGUUGUCGCCUGGGAGCCCGGCGCUACCCAACGGCAACAAGAGCAGCGGCGAGGAGAACGGAGAGAUGGAGCACUCCAGCUCGUCGCCUGACGUCAGCCCCGGGAAGCACGAGGAGGACGCGGGCAAAGAUGACGAGGAGCCGCCGAAAGACAGCGGUGAGCUGAAGGAGGCGACCAAAGAGGCGGAGAACAGCGGUGCCAACACUCAGGAGAUGGCCUCCCAGCCGUCCGAGCCAGAGAAGACACUAAAGAAGAAAAGGGAGAGUGACGCGGUGACAUCUGGCAACGGGGUCGCAGCAGCAGCAGCAGCAGCAGCAGCUGCAGAGCCACCCUCCAGUGUCCGGAAAGCAAAAAGCCCCUCCGAAGGCCCCACAGACUCUCAGGCCAGCCAGGGCGCGUCGUCCCUGGGGGAAGCCUCGCCUGCCAAACGGGUCGGCCGGACCGUGGACGAGAGGGCAGAGAAGCAGCCCAGGACAGACUUUAGCAGCACUCCCGGCACCACCACCACCACCACAGACAAUGAGGUAACAUCCUCCAAAACAACGGAAAACACAGCUGACAAUGAGCCAGCUAACGAGCAGGUCAACCAUCAGGUGAAUGGGACUGAGCUACGCAAUAACGAGGAGCCUAUGGACGUGGAGACGAGCGCCAGUCUAGACAUCCAGAAGUCCUGAGACGAUUGAACUAAAGUAGAACGCCAUAUAGUAUACAGUUGUUUUUUUUUCAUGAGUUUACCUGAAAUGACCCCUUUCCGUCCGCUCUGAUGGAUUUAAAGACUUCAAGAGAAGACCCGCAGUAUUUUUGGUUCUGGUCUUAUUUAUUAAUAGAAGACCUCAUUGAUGAUGAACUGCUAUAUGUGAAGUAUUUUGUUUCCUAAAUGUUCCACAAGCAAUGAAUGAAUUUAGGGUGGAUCUUUUUGUUUGUUGGUAUGAACAUGAAUUUGUGGAUCAGUGCACUGUGCACCCCACCAAAUUUUUAAAAAAGAAACAAAUGUUUUUGUUUUCAUUGUCUAUAUGAUCUUAGUUCUUCAACAUUUGUGCAUAAUUUAGAUGACUUUUUCGUUUUGUUUUGAUUACAAAGAAGAUGGCUGUAUUGCCUGCCUUGUUUUUUUUCUUGUUCUGGAGUAGUGAUUGGCUCUCGGUGAGAGAGCCAGUGACCCCAUAAUAAGCACUUCACUCAGUCUGUGCUUAAUGAUGCAUUUCUUUAAAUGAGUUCACGUGUAAGAGGGGCUGAGGAGAGUCACCUAUGAAUUGAAAGAAUAUUUUUCACAAAGGUGUAGAUACAGAGAGCUGAAUUCAGCACAAUGCGUUUCUUUUUUUUGUUUGUUUGUUUUUGUUUCACCAUCAAAUCCCUUUUUUUACCAUUGAGUUUCUUUGGUUUGCACUUACAUGUAAUUACAUUGCUGUAAAGAGGAAUUAAUCUUACUAAAACAGUUUUCAUAGAUACUUCUGUAAGAUAAUAGCCUACAUUGAUCUGUAUUUUGAUGGUUUGAAUGGAGUUGCACAACUUGAAAAUGAUUUUGGCAGAGAGGUUGCCAAAAUUUGAGACUCACUGAUUGUAUUGAGAGAACAGUGUUGAGGUGAUGGAAGGAUGAUCUCUCGUUUAAGGAAUAAGAAUAAUAAUUGAAUAGGAUCUUUUGAGUUAUAGAUACCAAUAUAUGGUUUGGGUUGGAUUUCAGCCUGGCAUAUAAAUGAUCCUUUUGAGAGACCACCCAAAGCUGUAUAGAUCACAAAUAUAUUGUUGAACCACUUUAGCGUUGUGAUUCAACCUGUUUCUUGUAAAUGGUGAGAGGUUGUAUUUAAUUAAAUAAUUUUGUAUGAUUGUUAUUCCUGGCAUGUUUUUUUUGUUUCCUUUCCUUUCCAGCCUCACAUCUAGAUGUUGAUGACCAAAGGUGAAGCUCUCACACACUUUAGUUUCUCGGGAACAAACAGUUUGUACUUUACAUGAGUUUUGUUGUUGUAUUUCUGUUGUUUACCGCCCAUGUGGUGUGUACAUUUGCCAUUACAUGAAAGGACACACAUGACUGUUGUCUUUGGGAUGAGGUGAAAGGGGUUUUGUGGACAGCUCCUGUACUGAAUCUGAAACAUGUUCCACAAUGAACAAUAAAGAGUGUGCCAACAGCUAAAA
Engraulis encrasicolus (European anchovy) is the source of this 3422-nucleotide messenger RNA. RefSeq names its product opioid growth factor receptor (gene ogfr). Gene Ontology annotation, molecular function: opioid growth factor receptor activity. The record is from RefSeq and is a predicted model, not a curated record. Bases 200 to 1969 code for a protein of 589 amino acids. The transcript has 7 exons. Gene Ontology annotation, cellular component: membrane. Lineage: Eukaryota; Metazoa; Chordata; Actinopteri; Clupeiformes; Engraulidae.